CACCAACCCUGAGGACGUUUCCUGUCUCUUGACCGUAGAUUCCGUUUGGAAGUGAAACUAUGGUCUCGUCAUAAUCCGCGGUCUUUUCCAUCCUUACUAACAACAGCACCUGACAAUACAAUAACCGUUGCCAUGGACGUCAGCGACACACAGACAAUGUCAAGUUCGCGUCUCCGCCCCCCGGCGAAGGUCGUCAUGCCAUCUAUCGGCUUGACAGAGAUGAGUGCUUCGGAACACAAUGCUCGAUCAGCAAUGGCACCACCUUCACUGCCAAGCGGAACGCACACUUUGAAGCAUAAGCCAUCGGGGCUGCUUGAGCCUCAAUCGAAAGUACCCCGACAGACGCUUGCUGAACGAGCUGGCCAACCGUACACGAGCAAGAACCCGCCCGCGCAGCCAUCGGCACGUCAUGUCAACUCAGACGUAAAGAGGACAGCUCAGUCGGGACCCAAAAGCCUGACUUCGUUUUCUUCUACACACGGCUCCUCGGCGAGAGGUCUCCCAGGCCCCGGAUUCGCUACAAAUGGACGAACGAGCGUGAAUCAACGGCCACAAACGGCAAUGGGGCACUCAAGAAGCAAGUCGCAAUACAGCGCCAGACCAGGCAGUGCAGCAGGAGGACUGAAAAGGGCGUUGUCGCAAAGUGUGCGAGGAGAUCAUCCGACGGCGGCAGCGCCAGCUUCAGGCCCUGCGACCAGCAAUACUUGGAGCGACGAGACAAUCGAACGACGUUUGAAGGGCUUUGACGACAUGAUGAUGAUUAUGAACAAACAGAUGGAAGGUACCACCUUCAACCAACAAUUCCUAAAGGACACCAUAGAAUCACAGCGGGAUCAACUCAUUGAAGCUCAGAUGACACAGAAGAAUAUGAGCAAAGAUAUUGAUCGGCUCCGAGAAGAGCUUAGUGAGCUUAAGGAGGAGAAUUCGGGCUUAAUCAUGGUGCAGACUGAGCUGCAACGGAACCACGAGAUUGAGGUCGAUGAUUUGGAGCGAAAACAUCGUUAUGAGCUUGAGAACCUGCGAGAUGAGCAUAGGAAGGAAAUUGACCGAUUACAACGCGAGACGAGCAGAGAAACAGACGAAUUACGGCGGAAUCAUCGAGAGGAGAUCGAUGAGCUCCAUCGGAAGCAUAGACAGGAAAUCGACGACUUGGAGAGGCGAUACAAGCAUGAGCUAGAGGACGAGAGGAAUCGCCGACUACGUGAAGUUAACGAGAUUUCAAUCCAGCGGGAUGAGGCCAUAUCGAAGAUAGCGACAGGCAUUGGCGAGAAAGAACGAGAGGCUGACGCAAUCCGAGAGGAGCUUCGACAACGAGUGGCAGAUCUCGAGCGUGAAAAGUUGGUCCGCACCAAUCUCGAAGCCAAAUUCUCCGACAUCUCUGCCAAUCUGCUCGAACUGCAGAGUGCAAAUGGAGCCAUGCGUGCCAAAAUCGACUUCCUUGAGUCUGACAACCAGCAGCAAUCAAACCAGUUCGCAGAUUUGCACAGGCGCAUGCAAGAAGCCAUUGAGGCCGCCGCAGAGGCAAAAGCGAAACUUAGGGCCGAAGAAACGCUGAGGCGCAAAUUGCAUAACCAGGUCCAGGAGCUGAAGGGCAAUAUCCGAGUCUUCUGUCGAGUGAGGCCAACGCUAAACGAUGACGAGAGUCCGGCUGAGAUUAGCUUUCCUGACAACACCGAAGAGGCAAAAGAGAUAGUUGUCCGUGGGGACGAGAAGACGAACGCGCUUGGGAAAGUCACGGCAACGAAUCAUACCUUCACUUUUGACCGCGUCUUUGGUCCCAGCAGUGCUAACGCAGAAAUAUUCGAAGAAAUCUCGCAGCUCGUGCAGUCUGCUUUGGACGGUUACAACGUUUGCAUUUUCUGCUACGGCCAGACGGGUUCCGGUAAGACCCACACGAUGUCGUCAGCGGACGGUAUGAUUCCCCGUGCCGUGCGCCAGAUCUACGAGUCCGCUACCGCGCUCGAAGAGAAGGGCUGGAAAUAUCGUAUGCAAGGAUCUUUCGUGGAAGUGUACAACGAGAACAUCAACGACCUUCUCGGGCGUGCUGAAGACCUUGAUAAGAAGAAGCACGAGAUCCAGCAUGACAUGAAGCGCUGCAAGACCACGAUCACAAAUGUUGAAGUUGUAGAGCUCGACUCUCCGGAUCGUGUCAAAGAAGUUCUCCGUACGGCGGAUAAAAACCGAAGUGUGGCUGCAACAAAAGCGAAUAUGCGCUCCUCAAGGUCGCAUUCGGUAUUUAUCCUCACGUUGACGGGGGAGAAUAGCAUCACGGGAGAGAAGUGUGAGGGUACGCUUAACUUGGUGGAUCUGGCUGGUAGCGAGAGACUUAGCCACUCAAAGGCCGAAGGCGACCGCCUUAAAGAGACACAGAACAUUAACAAGUCGUUGUCAUGUCUUGGAGAUGUUAUUGGAGCUCUAGGGUCGAAGGGCGAGAGCGGCCAUAUUCCCUAUAGGAACUCGAAGCUUACUUACCUUCUUCAAUUCUCCCUUGGCGGAAACAGCAAGACCCUCAUGUUCGUAAUGGUGUCGCCGCUGCAAGCACAUCUCUCUGAAACGUUGACGAGCUUGAAGUUCGCGACCAAAGUGCACAACACGCACAUCGGAACGGCCAAGCGGCAAAGCAAAGUCUUGCAUUAGCUUUUGAUCAUACCAUGCUGAAGAGGCGUUUGUGUCCGACCUUUUAAAUGUUUGGAGUGUGAUGGACAUUGGAGUAAUAGGAUUUUGCUUGGUUGUCCACACGUUAGCCGAGUUGGCUCUAGAUUGCCGGUGUAAAGGCAAAGCCGGAACUUGAGAUGAUACCUACAACAUGAAAUGGCUAACGCAUAUUCGAGCCUGAAGCAUAUUUCGAUAAGAAAUUUUUGCCCGCUCAUGGUUGCAAUCUGUUUUUUUC
This is a messenger RNA of Verruconis gallopava, 2890 nucleotides long. RefSeq lists its product as uncharacterized. The record is from RefSeq and is a predicted model, not a curated record. Bases 133 to 2637 code for a protein of 834 amino acids. Gene Ontology annotation, molecular function: microtubule motor activity; microtubule binding; ATP binding. Gene Ontology annotation, biological process: microtubule-based movement. The transcript is spliced from 7 exons. Lineage: Eukaryota; Fungi; Ascomycota; Dothideomycetes; Venturiales; Sympoventuriaceae.